This is a messenger RNA of Agrilus planipennis (emerald ash borer), 671 nucleotides long. RefSeq names its product odorant receptor 2a-like. Gene Ontology annotation, molecular function: olfactory receptor activity; odorant binding. Gene Ontology annotation, cellular component: plasma membrane. The transcript is spliced from 5 exons. The record is from RefSeq and is a predicted model, not a curated record. Gene Ontology annotation, biological process: sensory perception of smell; detection of chemical stimulus involved in sensory perception of smell. Lineage: Eukaryota; Metazoa; Arthropoda; Insecta; Coleoptera; Buprestidae. Bases 54 to 671 code for a protein of 205 amino acids.
AUAUCGUUUAUUUAGGGUCUUGAUACAUAGGUUUCGACACCAAUUUUAAUUCAAUGGCUCUUUAUUCUGUGGCCCAUCUAAAGAUUCUAAUGGAAGCAAUAAGAACGAUUCGUGAACGAUCCUAUAAACAAUUGAACAUCGAUUACAUCCCAGAAUGCCCGGAUUGGAAUCCAAGGAUUCAAAAGGUCAUGGACGAGGAAAUGAACCUAUGCAUUUUGCAUUUGCAAGCUAUUUGCAGAAUGUGUAAUCGAAUUGAGGAAAUCUACCAGAUUAUUAUGUUGGUGCAAGCCAUGAAUGCUUUGGCCCUUUUUUGUACCAGCCUGUUCUUGCUCUCCUCAGUUCCUCUCUUAAGCAGCAGUUUCCUUGUGGAGCUAAUCUACUGGUGUGGACUCAUUUGGCAAUUCCUUCAAUAUUGUUGGUAUGGAGAUAGACUUACAACAACAAGUUUACAGGUGUCCGAUGCUUUCUAUGAAGCAGACUGGCUGCAUGCAUCCAAAAGUUUCAAACACAAAAUGUUAUUUUCGAUGUGUCGCCUUAGAAGACCCAUCAUCCUCACCGCCGGUAAAUUUAUGUACUUGAAGCUAUCUACGUUCGUUGCAAUUCUGAAAGCAUCUUAUUCUUUCUACGCCCUGUUGAAAAAUUCUUCGGGAGGACCUACACGUUUAAUGUAA